ACAAGAUUCGCAAUUUGCACAGCUGCUUUAGCUGUGCCCACAGGCCAGGCGGACCUUUCGCGAUACCCUGCUUCCGUCGCGGACGUCAUCGGUCUUGUUUUGGGCGGUCCGGAGACUGCGAACUCAACGGGCUAAACUACUAAGAGAGCGUCGUUUCCCCACACACCCUGCUGGGCGCCACCUACGGCUUUUGCUGCCUCUUCCUCUCCAACAUCGGUUGUACCUCGUCCCUCCAUCUCGCGUUUGCUUCUUGCUCCUGUCAUUGUUCACUUAGCCUUGCCUGCCACUGCCGUUACCACUUCAUCACCCGCAUUCCCGCUCUUUCUCUCACUCCCCAUCGCCCAGAUUUCCAGAGAAAACUUCCGAGGCUUCCCCCCCCCUCCCUGAGUGCGGUGUACCGUCAUCCUUGCUCCAAAAAUGGCGGAAUUCGUGCGUGCCCAGAUCUUCGGCACAACCUUCGAGAUCACAAGCAGGUACACAGACCUACAGCCCGUAGGAAUGGGCGCCUUUGGUCUUGUCUGCUCUGCGAGGGAUCAAUUGACAGGACAACCGGUCGCCGUUAAGAAGAUUAUGAAACCAUUCAGCACACCAGUUCUGUCCAAGAGAACGUACCGCGAGUUGAAACUGUUGAAGCACCUGCGACACGAGAAUAUUAUCAGUCUGAGUGAUAUCUUCAUCUCUCCGCUCGAAGACAUCUAUUUUGUUACAGAACUCUUGGGAACCGACCUGCACAGACUUCUUACCUCCCGACCCCUGGAAAAACAGUUCAUUCAGUACUUCCUAUAUCAGAUCCUGCGGGGAUUGAAAUAUGUCCACUCGGCGGGUGUCGUCCAUCGUGAUCUUAAACCUAGCAACAUCCUUAUCAACGAAAACUGCGACCUGAAAAUUUGCGACUUCGGCCUUGCGCGUAUCCAGGACCCCCAGAUGACAGGCUAUGUGUCGACCCGGUAUUAUCGUGCCCCGGAGAUCAUGCUCACAUGGCAGAAAUACGACGUGGAAGUGGAUAUCUGGAGUGCUGCCUGCAUCUUUGCGGAAAUGCUGGAGGGAAAACCUCUGUUCCCUGGAAAGGACCAUGUCAACCAGUUUUCCAUCAUCACAGAGCUUCUUGGAACCCCGCCGGACGAUGUUAUCCAGACUAUUUGCAGUGAAAACACUCUGCGAUUCGUUAAGUCGCUACCCAAACGCGAGCGGCAACCUUUGGCUAGCAAGUUCAAGAACGCCGACCCAGACGCUGUUGAUCUUCUUGAACGAAUGCUAGUCUUUGAUCCGAAGAAGAGAAUUCGUGCCGGUGAAGCGCUUGCCCAUGAAUAUCUCGCACCCUACCAUGAUCCUACGGACGAGCCUGUGGCGGAGGAAAAGUUCGAUUGGUCUUUCAAUGACGCCGAUCUGCCAGUCGAUACCUGGAAGAUCAUGAUGUACUCGGAAAUCCUGGACUUCCACAACAUUGACCACCCCAAUGAUGCUGGUCAAGUGCUUGUCGAAGGAGCCGCCGAUGGACAACAGGCCUUCGCAUGAGGACGUUCGAGCGUAUAAUGCCAUGGAUCAGGCGCAGGCAGCGAUGCGAUAUGAUUAUGAUGUCGUCAAUUCCUUCGAUUUUUCUUGGUAUGUAGACUGGGAGCGGGGACUGUGAUCUGUUUUUGCCUUGAACGGUCUACUUGUGUUCUCUUUCCCCAAGCUUUCCUUUCCUUUUCGUCAAUCUUACUUCCAGACGUCUAUACACGACUCGCGUUUGGAUAUUUCAACUGCGUUGAGAGUCGGACGAUCUGGCGAUUGAACCCGUCUGUAACACGACUAAAUUUUGUCUCCCAAUUCUGCUAUAUAUACACUUCCCACUUGGUCCACGAUUGAUGAGCUUGCGUGUCUUAAAUUCCCUUUGGUUAACUUGUGUGAGAGAGAGGAAUCUGGUUGAUUCCCGUAUGUGCGCGAUAGAUAUUGCUUUGGAAAAAAACAAUCGAUUUUUCAA
Messenger RNA from Aspergillus ibericus CBS 121593, 1963 nucleotides. It is a transcript of the gene sakA, whose product is annotated as mitogen-activated protein kinase HOG1. The transcript has 9 exons. Gene Ontology annotation, cellular component: nucleus; cytoplasm. Gene Ontology annotation, molecular function: ATP binding; MAP kinase activity. NCBI's taxonomy places the organism in Eukaryota, Fungi, Ascomycota, Eurotiomycetes, Eurotiales, Aspergillaceae. The record is from RefSeq and is a predicted model, not a curated record. Gene Ontology annotation, biological process: osmosensory signaling pathway; cellular response to oxidative stress; stress-activated MAPK cascade. The coding region runs from base 418 to 1515 and encodes 365 amino acids.